This is a messenger RNA of Eriocheir sinensis (Chinese mitten crab), 962 nucleotides long. RefSeq names its product fat-like cadherin-related tumor suppressor homolog. Gene Ontology annotation, cellular component: membrane. Gene Ontology annotation, biological process: homophilic cell-cell adhesion. Bases 77 to 718 code for a protein of 213 amino acids. The record is from RefSeq and is a predicted model, not a curated record. Gene Ontology annotation, molecular function: calcium ion binding. Lineage: Eukaryota; Metazoa; Arthropoda; Malacostraca; Decapoda; Varunidae. The transcript has 2 exons.
CUGCCCCUCACUGGUCGCCGCUUCCUUGCCCCAGGUGAGCGUGGGGGCCGCGGCGGGCACGGCGGUGGUGCGGGUGAUGGCGCUGGACCACGACAAGGGCGACAACGGCAGGAUAUCCUACUCCAUCUUCGAGGGUAAUGCUGGAGGAAUCUUCAACAUUGACACUGCCCUCGGCGUGAUCAGCCUCACCCGAACCCUGGCCGAGGCCCAGCCCCCGGAGUACCUGCUGCUGGUGCGGGCCACGGACCACGCCGCGCAGGCCCGCGCCGCCUCGGUGCCGGUCCGGGUCAUGGUGACCGCCUCGCAGAGCUCGCCGCCCUCCUGGCAGGGCAAUAAGCCGCACGUGGAGGAGGUCGGGGAGUGGGCGGCGGUGGGCACGGCCCUGGCGCGCGUCACGGCGUCCUCACCGUCGGCCCUCCACUACUCGCUGACGGGCGGGAAUGAACACAGCGCCUUCGUCAUCAGCCCCGCCUCGGGGGUGGUCAGCGUGGCCACGCCCCUGGACUACGAAACCACCUCCUGGUACAACCUGGUGACUCCCUGCCCCGCCUGGUACGCGAGGAAAACACUCAACAAAUGUUCAUUACAAGGAGGAUAUUCUUUUCAGGGGGAGAAAUCACAGGUACUCAGCGAUCUAGAUCCAGACAGAGUAGUUUGGCCCAGAGAAAUGUGUAUAGGCCUAGACGUCAAGCCAUUACCAAAAAAAGGCAAUUCAUAGUCUGUGAAUCUAGAAUAUCUAGUCUAGGGAAACUUGACUUCUCUUUUCACCACUAAUGUCGAUAUUAUCUGAAGCAUUUCUGCCACUCCUUAUAAACACAGCCUCAGAUAAGAUAUUACCCACAUGCUGUCCUGAUCUUCAAUCAACCGUCACUUCAGCGACUUCGGUAAAGAGCGCUACAGGCAGCACACAAAAAAGUGGGUUUCAGCACUGGUGUUCUGCCAUGGUGACGCGCCCCCUAACC